Messenger RNA from Phyllotreta striolata, 527 nucleotides. The record is from the annotation of a GenBank genome assembly. NCBI's taxonomy places the organism in Eukaryota, Metazoa, Arthropoda, Insecta, Coleoptera, Chrysomelidae.
UCUCGUUGAUAAAAUAAACAGCCGAGAAUUCUCGAACACAUCGGGCCCCGCCAAUAAUUGGCGGACAUAUCAUUUUUUAGUCCUUUCGACCGGCCGUCACGAUGAGCGUCGCGACGCCCGCGAAUCUGUUGCUCGCCGUUCUAUCGGUCAUCUGUCGCGUCGAGCGCGCCUCGACGGCCUGCGAAACGGUGCUGAGGAAGUGCUGCCCUUUGGGCACCAUGUUCACCACCUCGCUCACCUGCGUACCGGACAAUUUCACCUUCGACUUCGACUUCGACUGCGACUAUCGCCUGGUGAUCGGCAACGGCUGCCCCGUCGGCAAGGAGAUCUUCCAGAUCCCCGACGAGUGUCUGUUCGUCGAAGAGGGCCGGAUGAACAUGAUUUGCGGCUUUCCGCCGGAUUACGAGAACUUGACGGACGUUCCUUACGGGGAUUUUUGCGUGGAUAAAACCGAAAGCGGGGAAAUUGGAGUGUUGUAUUGCUUGGGGGGCGAGAGAACUUGUGUAGCUUGUUACGGUGAGUUUUAG